Molecule: messenger RNA, 1479 nt
Organism: Terrapene triunguis (Three-toed box turtle)
Lineage: Eukaryota; Metazoa; Chordata; Testudines; Emydidae
Gene: CCDC89
Product: coiled-coil domain containing 89
Exons: 1
Coding region: 237-1319 (360 amino acids)
Source: RefSeq, a predicted model, not a curated record
UCUGCAGAGCCAAGGAAAGUGACCCGUUCAAGAGCUGUUGGCAAACUGCAAUCUGUUCUGGAAUGUCCAGGUCUCCUGACUUGUGAUAUAAUAGAACUUCCCGGGCAUAUCCACCAAUUGCAGCCCGGUUGGUUGGGAAACUAGAACUGUUGGGUGCAAUUAAAUAAUUUUGAAUGUUACUAAGAGAAGCUGUUGUUAUCUAGCUUGAGUUACAGACUGCAGGAGACAGCAGCUCCAUGCCUCAGGAUGAGAAGGACCCCGAGAUGUCCACCUCCACAAAUGAUCCAAAGGAGGCUGAAUUAGAGACAAAAGGAGACAUGGGAGAUCUGUAUGAGGCCCUGGAGAAGCUCCAGGGGCUCUCUGAUGGGGAGAAGGGAGAGAAAGCUCUGCUACGCUCACGCCUUCAUGAGCAGUCUCAGCUCAUCUGCAUAUUGAAGAAGCGAGCAGAUGAUACCCUAAUGCGCUGCAAGGCACUGGAGAGUCUCAACAUGGAGCUGGAGGAGUUGAAGAUGGAGGAUAGUGUGAGGCUUGAAAGUCAGACCCGGCGGGCCCAGCAGCUGGAGGAGCGCUUUAUGGACCUGGCUGCCAACCAUGAGGACAUGAUCCGCUUCAAAGAUGAGCACAAGCAGCAGAACAUGCUGCUGAGGGAGGAAAAUAAGCGCCUGAGGCAGGAAAACCAAACCCUUUUCAGCCAGGCUCUGAAGGAGAAGGAGGCUGCGGUCCUCCAACUCACUUCCCAGGGGAAGAGGCUCUCUCAGGAGGUAGAUUCCUUAAAGGAGAGAUGUGCUCAAGAGAGCCACAGAGCCCAGGAGCGAGAGAAGGAGCUACUGGAAGCUCAGAGCCAACAAGCCAGUGUCCAUGCCAAGGAAACUGAUUUACUGAGAAGCCAGCUGCAAAGUCUGGAGGAGAAGCAUUGCCAAACUGUUGCACAGCUGGAGCAGGCAGAAAGGCAGCAAAAGGCUGAGGGCAGCGAGCUGCAAGCCAAGUUGGAGAGGGUGAGCCGUGAGAAAGAGGAGCUGCUGCAUCUGGCUAUGGAGAGGGGCAAGACACUGCAGGAGAAGCAACGGGAAAUUCAGCAGCUGGAGAAGAAACUGGAGAUUGCAGAGAGGGCCAGGCUGACAGCAGAGGAGCGCUUUGUGAGAGAGGUAGCAGCAGUGGACAGCAACCUAAGGGUCCAAGAGCUGCAGCAACGUGUGGAGGGAAGUGAGCAAGCAUACAGUGAGCUCUGGAUGCAGUUUGAUGCUUACAAGAAACACAGCAUGGACUUACUUACUAAAGAAAAAGAGCUGAAUAACAAACUCCGUCACUUCAUGUCAUAACCCCUCACCCUCUGUUCAGCUCUCAGCAGAACUAUUAUAGCACACUACUUACUGCUUGUUAGUAACCCUUUUUAAAAAAACUAAAAUGAUCUUUUAUCAGAUUUCUUUAUAGUGUGCCCACAGCUUUACAAAUCUUUUAUGAGGGUUGGUUUGAAGCCCA